AAACAAGCAGACGACGCACAUGCGCGCUGGAUUCGUCUGUCUGUUGUGAAGAACCGAGAGAGAGAAAGAUGACGCACUCGCAACUUUUCCUCAUGGGGUCUUAGGAGAUCUUCAGUCUUGAUUUGAGCCUAGAUUCAUCUUUGUGAUUUGUGCUCAAAAGGCUGAGACCUCUGCUGUUAGGUGCCAAAAUUUAUACAACCCCAGAAGAUGAGCCUGUUACCCUGAAUGAUGAAGUGCUCAGCACAGGAUGUGGCUUAUGUUGAAACUCUGAAAUCUUUUUAUGGAACUCAAGUUGUUUAGUGGCCUGAAUAUGUGGUUAACUGCAGCGAUGUCUUCAUUAUGACUAGGCAGAUUCUGGCAGCAAGGUCCUUGGUUUUUGCUGUGUUGCCCUACCGUCCAAUUCCCAUCCUUAGUCUUGGAGCCCAGUAUGCCAUGGCGCAAAGGAGUCGGCGCCAGAUAUAUGAAACUGCCUUCGACAGUAAGCCUUCAUUGUGCUUCCGCCAGGUGGAGAAGAAAAAUGAGGACGGAGGGGACCUGAUAGACCGCAUUGCCAACCAUCCAAUUCUGCAGUUGCUAAACCUGCGCCGUCGUUCUCGACAAAAUGGUCAGAACAACAAUGGAAACCACCGGUCAAGGACGUUGUCGAGCAAUGCAGUUGCAUCUACCUCUUCAGAUCCCAAGUUUCAGGUUGGUGUGUACACGCCAAAAGGCCGGCGUCGUGACCAUGGCCGUGGCAAGGUUCCCCGCCCUGCGAGAAGUGUGUCUACGCACCACAUCACUGAACAUCGUGUCCGCCCCAUUGGACUAUCCAAGAGCGAUGAUGAAAUUCUCAAUCGUGGCUCCGACUCCCUGGAUGAGGACGACUACAUUGAGGAUUACAUUGAAGGUCAGAAAACGAAAGAGCUGUCAGCAGAUUUAAAAACAUUGCACAUGCACAGUGAUGACUAUUUCAAGAAAACAGAGAAAGACAGAAAGAACGCCAAGAACAGGAGGACAGAACUGAAGAAUCGUGCUGAACUUAGCAAAUCUCAGGCUAUCCCCGUUAAACUGCCUUUAAGACCCUUAGAAUUACGAAGCCCCCCUGGUACCGCUCCCUUACCAAUCAAGUUCUGCAAGAAAACUCCUGUUGCAGAGAAAAGUCCCUCCAGUUGGUUCAGUCCUCCAAGACAAAAGGAUCUCAAGUUGCCUAUUAAAAAGAGUUUGAGCAAAGAGUUACUGGGCCUCAGCAGAAAUACCCCUCCAUGCCAGAGUAACAUUAGCCUCAAUGCAUCGAUGGAGGUGCUUCUCGACAGCUCGUCCCAAAGGGAUAUCAAGUCCUGCUUUAUUCCUCCUGGGGUUAAUGUGAAGUACUCGAGCAUUGAAAGUGUUGUUACAGGUAGCACCAUGUCUAGCUUGGAGAGCCUGCGAAGUUCUAUGAGUGACGGUAACAAAAGCACAGCGAGUAAUGAGUCAGCAGUCAGUAGUUAUAAGAGUUCGUCCUUGGGAAGUGACUCAUCCCUCUUGUCCCGUCCCUUUUUAAACCUCUGUGCCCCACACCGGUCGCUCAUUCAGUCAGCAAAAUUCCAGAUUCUCUCUCCCAUUUCCGAUAAAUCACAAGAGCCUUCAUCAGAAAUGGGAGGGGCGUCACAAAAGACCUCCCCUCAAGAUCUAGCCGAAUUGAAUUCGGUCAUGGCACGUCAGAAGACUCCUCUACAGCCGAGAAAUAUCCAAGAAGAUUUCAGAAAUUUCCACCACAUUUUACCCGGACCUCCUCAGGAAGGUGAUGUACAAGGGUCUGAUAGUGGCAUAAGCAUUGAGUAUGGUUUGCACAAGAGUAGGAAGGAAGAUGCUCCUUUCAGCGAUCUGCCUUUCGACAUGCCAAAGCUUCGUCGACGUCUAGCAGCUGCCAAAGUAGGAAAGACUAGCCUUUCCAGCAGCAAUUCUUCUAUAUCUUCCAGUGGUGCCACUAGUGAAGGGAAUCCCAGACUAAGUCUUCCUCCAAACUUCCAACCUAAUAUGAAUCCUGCUGUUUCCAGGUUACAAAUAUCUGAAGCCAGAAGUGGCACUUCCUCGUCUAAUUCCAGUGACUGGGAUACACGGUCUUCAGCUGAUAGUAGUGAUGAUCAGGGAACGCCAAAAUUUAAAACUAAAGAACCUCAUGGUGUACGAUUUAAAAGUGGUCUAGCACUUGAUCUAGGAUGUGCUGCAUUAGCCAUUAAAGGAGAGAGUGUUGAUGUCAAACUCCCUCUCAUGAGACAAGGAUGGUAUCAUGGUGCAUUAAGCAGAACAGAAGCUGAAAGUACCCUUCGGUCAUGCGCUGAAGGUAGUUACCUCGUUAGAUCACUAGAUGCCUCAAAACAUGAAUACUCCCUAGGUCUAAAAUCUGCGCGUGGCUAUAUGCACCUUCGGAUACAGUUUGACUGCAAGACUGGCUGUUACAUGCUGGGGCGAGGCACAAAGCAGUUUCCCUCAGUGCCUCACAUGAUCCAUCACCACAGCAUCUUCAGGUUGCCCAUAAAAGGCGCUGAGCAUAUGGUCCUGUUGUAUCCUGUGAUUCACGAAACUCUCUAGUCAUUCCUCUUUUCAUCUUUCAAGUUAUUUUUGUGAAUCUGCAGCCUAAUUAGGCAAUCUCAUCUGAAGUUUGAUAAUUUAGUCAGAAGGAAGAAGAAAAAGUUUCCUUUGAGUUUUGAAACGAGGAAAAAGGAAUGACUUCAGGAGAUAAUGCUGAUUACGCUGUAGAUUCGAGACGCAACUGGUUGCCAAAUGAAAUGCCAAAAAGUUGAACUAUUCUUCCACUUAUAUCUGUAUUAAUUGUAUUAUGUAUUUUGAUAGUCUUCAGUAGCAGACGGAAACACUUCUUCUUCAUUAUCUACUAAAAAUAUGAAUACUGUAUUGUCAUUUAAUGAGUAUCAUAUUGUAGUGAUAUUUAGUAUCCAGGCCAAUUUUUUCAUAAAAUAUGCUGUGAAAUAUGGUACAGUAUUUAGUCAUCAUUUUAGAAAAAGUUGACACUUUGAUUACGUUUUUUUUUUUCGACUUCAAAAGUGCAUUGAAAAUCAAACUCAAAAUCUGAGAAAACCUAGCUAUCUCAGGGGUGUGUUUUGAUUCGUCAAACUUGACACUUGUAUCGCAAGAUUUUUGUUUUACUCUCAGUUUUUUGUACAAUUGAAACUUGAACAUAACAUGGAUCAGGGUAAGUUGCUUGGGAUCAGGGUGAAUUAUAUUGGUUAAGUGUCUUCAGGAACAUGUCAGUGAUAUUCGUAAAAAAUAUUAUAACUGGUAAUGGUUUUGUGUGGUAAUGGUUUUGUGUGUGCUGGGACAGAAGUGAUAUUCAGUACCAAAGCCGUUAUUUUUAAUGCUUACGGCUGGCUGCCACUUUGCUGAUUUGUUGAGUGCUGUCAUCAGAAUCUGUGGAUUCAGAAUAAAAUAAGAAAUGGAAAAUGCCUGCUCGACAGUCAUCUAAUGCAUUGCUCUCUACAGUGAAAUGAAAAGUUAGGCUGAGCUAGUCCAGCUCUUUCAUAAUUUUAAAUAUUUUCCUAUCAGAAGUGGCAUGAAAAAUAAUUUUGGUAUUGUAUUUGGUUUGUUCAUGAACUUAUAACUCUAAUUAUUGUCCUUGGGUUGAAGCAUAGGUUGUGAACUGUAUUCCUUGGCAUUCAGCUCUUAUUUUCUGUGAAAAAUUGAAAUUCCCUGCAAGUUUGAGCACAGACUGUAAUACCCAACACAGAUAUGUUUCCACAGUGGAAAGAAAAAUGAAUUCAUAUGAACAAAAAAGGUAAAAAGUAUGCUUUAGGGUAAUGUGCUGACACUACACAAAAAACCAAAAGUAGGAAAUUUUGUACAACAUUCAUGUGAAAGUCCAUUCAGUCACUGUGUGCAUAUGGAAGUUAAUUAUUCAUCCCAUCCUGUUACAAGAGUCCAUACCAGUAGCAAUUUGUAUGAAGUGAGCACUGUAACUGAAAAUAGCCAGCAGUGCUAAAGUAGAAAGUACAAGUACAUUGCUUCAAGCCCAGAUUCCAUUGAUUUCUUAAAAAAAAAAUGAGGAACAGUUCUGGAUAACUCAGUUACCGAGCAUUUUAGGUGAGAAUUAUACAACUAUAAAUAUUAAGAGAUAUACGUCUAUGUUUUUAUUGGUAUACCAUUGCAUUUAGUUUAUUUUUAUAGUAUUCAAAGGGAUGGCUAAAAAGUUCAUGAAGAUGACAGUAUACCAGUAGUGAGAGAUGUCGUUAUAAUUGAGUAUAAACCACAUCUAGCUAAAGCAUUUUAUGGUCCCACCUUCAUUCUUAUUUGCAUUUUCCUUUCCUCUCAUUUUUAUGGUCUCUUUCCACCCCCUUUUCAGUUUUUUUUACUUUUAUGUGGCUUGUUUCUAACUUCAUAUAUGGUGCUAAGAAAAAUUUCAUGGUUCUAUUAAAAGAAAGUCAGAUAAAGUCAGGAUUGAUCAUUUGAUCUACAUAAUAUUUAAGUGAUUGAACACAUUAAAUGGAUUCAGGUGAGACAUUAUGAGUAUUGCUCACAGGCAGCGCUGGUACACUGACGGCAUCAGUGAGAAAAAGUAGGGGACAGUAGUAUUACAAAAGAUGAGGUGCUUUCCCGAAACUUGUACAUUCUAGAGUAACAAAUUAAGGUAUGAGUCCCUUGGUGUGUUUAUGAACUCUUAAGAGGGUGGACUACCUCUAAAAGAAAAUGCAUUAGAUUAAGUGGCUAAACAGCCAAAAUGCAUGAAGCUGGUAUAGUGAUGCUAACAGCUAAAAGUUGUUUAAUGUAGUUUGAAUGCAAACUAAUACAUUGCUCAGUUCAUAUUGAAUGGGUAAGGGAAAAGGUAGGCCAUACCCUAAGGAAGGGGAUCUUUCAUCCUUUGUUUUAGCAGGAUAAUUGUAUCCAAUUUAUUAUCUGUCUAUUUUCGGAAUUAUAAUGAAUGGCUAAACUUGAGCAAAAGAAAGUUUUUACUAGUCAAAGAGCUAUGUAAGCAGGUUAGAUUAGUUUGUUUUUCAUAUAUAACUGGGCGAUUUGUAAGUGUUGAAACUGUGGGUAAUACACAAGGUUUGCCUCAUACAAGGACAAUACUGGAACAGAACUUUCCUUAUGCAUAUACUGUCAACACCAGAACUGAAACUUUCAAAGCUAAUGAUUCAUAGUACAACUCACUGAGAAUAUCAGCUAAUCAUGGGAACUGGAUUUGAAAGAAUGUUACCUCUUGUUUUUAUGUACACAUUUUUCUACUGAUGUUUGUCAAUGGUUUAAGAACUCUUUGGAAUUCUGGACUUUGGAAAGUUACUUGGUGGUUAUGUCACAAAGUAAUGAUUUAUUUUUGUGAUAUAGUAGGAAUUUCACACUAUUAGUCAUUCUUGAAACUAAUGGUUACGGUGCUUGUUUGGGCAAAUUCUAGUAAUUUCAAAUGUUAGUGAAACCAGGGAUGACAUCAUUGACAUGGAACCAAAUGUGUUGACUAGAUGCACAUGAAAGCAUGUGCCAUUUACUUCGAACUGAAUUACACCUUUAAGAUCCUUCCAGCAUCACAGAGCAUUUUGAAAUAAAUUGAGAAGUGAUAUAACUUCCUGUCUUGAUUAGAUUUAAUAUUUUAUGUACUAUUUUCUUUUCGUGUUGAUAUGACGGUGGUUAACAUGUAGAUAUUUAAAAGGUAGCCUUUCUUUUUUGUGUUUCGAUCUGUUUUCUAUGAUGUGUUGUCUAGGAAUCUUCAUAACCCAAUUACAGUAUUGUUUUGUGUCUUAUCUUCCAUUCUUUGUGCCAAACUUACGAUGUAGCACAGUGUUUACUUUCGAACACGCUAAAGAGAUUCAACAUUUGUAUGACCGUAUUAAAUUGUUAUUUUGUGUGAGGAUUAAUGUUAGUCAUUAAGAUAGAUUAAUAUGCUACUCUGAUGAAUUUGUUGUUUAUAUAAGUGAACUUUUAUGUAUUGUCUGGUACCUGAAUUAUUAUUAUUA
Macrobrachium nipponense is the source of this 5915-nucleotide messenger RNA. RefSeq lists its product as uncharacterized. Gene Ontology annotation, molecular function: phosphotyrosine residue binding. NCBI's taxonomy places the organism in Eukaryota, Metazoa, Arthropoda, Malacostraca, Decapoda, Palaemonidae. The record is from RefSeq and is a predicted model, not a curated record. The transcript is spliced from 9 exons. Bases 340 to 2550 code for a protein of 736 amino acids.